UCGAAGCCAAAUGAAGUGUGCCGCUGUUUCUAUGCAGCUGCAAUAGAAAGACAGAGAGCAAGAGUUAGGGAAGGAAAUAAAGUUAAAGAUAUACUACACCAGGCAAGAGAGAGAAAGGAGGACAAGAUAACAAACUGGCCAGAUUUUGAAGUUGGAUGUUAAACAAGGACUGACAGGUGAAAUCCCACAUUUGGAAAAUGGUGCGCUCUUUACGGAAGUGGUUCAGUGACUACCUGGCGGAGCGCCGGCUUUGCAAAAGCCGCUUGGUGACCAAAGAUGGCCACUGCAACAUUGAGUACGGAAACAUUAAAUAUCAGAGCCAUUUGGCCUAUGUUCUCGAUCUCUGGACGACACUUGUGGAAAUCCGUUGGCGUUUCAUUCUCUUCUUCUAUGUGGCUUCCUUCUCAAUGAGCUGGUUCAUUUUUGGUUUGAUAUGGUACUGGAUUUGCCGAGACAACGGAGAUCUGACAUGGCAGAACCCACAGGAAGGCCACAUACCAUGUGUGGACAACGUCAAUGGUCUCACCGGAGCAUUCCUCUACUCGCUAGAGACCCAGACCACCAUAGGGUAUGGAGGACGUGCCCUCACUACAAAGUGUCCAGGCGCUGUUGCUCUUUUAAUCAUUCAGUCCAUUAUAGGUAGUCUUAUCGCCUGCUUUUGGUGUGGUGUUGUCAUGACCAAGAUAGCUCUCCCCAAGAAGAGGGCCAAAACCAUUCACUUCAGUGAAGCAGCUGUCAUUUCUCCUAAGAAUGGUACACUGUGUCUUCAAAUCCGUGUGGCAAACCUUCGCAAGACCCUCAUGAUUGGUAGCCAGAUCUACGGCAAGUUGCUGCGGACAACCAUAACCCCUGAAGGGGAGGCCAUUAUUUUAGACCAGGUCAAUAUUGAUUUCAUGGUUGAGUCUGGAAAAGACAACCUGUUUUUUGUCUGUCCCUUGACUCUUUAUCAUGUCAUUGACAAGUCCAGCCCAUUCUUUGAAAUGGCGGUGGAUACAAUACAUCAGCAGGAAUUUGAGCUGGUUGUUUUCUUGGAUGGCACAGCAGAGUCCACCAGCUCCUCCUGCCAGGUCAGAACUUCAUAUAUCCCACAGGAGAUCAUGUGGGGCUACAAGUUCCAAUCCAUCAUCUCCCGUAACAAGGAAGGGAGAUACCGUGUUGACUUCUCCAACUUUACCAAGGUGGUGCCCAUGCCAACUGCACACUGUGGCUACUGCUUUCACAAUGAGAAGGGCCACCAUCACCACAACAGGAAUGGGACUGAAGCCCAGGGAUUUGAGGUCAUUGACAUGAAUGAACCAGAUAAUGGCACUAAAAUGUGAACUUCAGAUACACGUUAUAUGUCUAAUGAAGUUGUGUUACUGGACUCAUCAUGUAUGGCCUUACCUUUGACCGAUAACAAAACAACUACUGAACACCUACAACAUAAGAAAAAUAGCCAUCAUCAUUCUACAGAACAUCUGGGUUUGACUUACAAACUUAGAAAUCCAUUUGAGGCCAAUAAGGCCCUUUUUUGUGUCAUUUGCAGCUUUUUGAAAUUUGUUUCACAAUGUCAGAUUUUCCUCUUGUACAGAUUUUACAAUCAAUGGUGUCCAUGGUAAAUCAAUAUGUGUUUUAAAUGAAAAAGAGUACUUCUAUAAUUUAUAACUGUGGUGUGAAUUGUGACAGAUUUUGUACUUUCAACUCUUUGUAAAUAUUGUACAUAAUAAAUAAAUAUAUUGUUUCAUUCAA
Sardina pilchardus (European sardine) is the source of this 1728-nucleotide messenger RNA. RefSeq names its product ATP-sensitive inward rectifier potassium channel 1-like. Gene Ontology annotation, biological process: potassium ion import across plasma membrane; regulation of monoatomic ion transmembrane transport. The record is from RefSeq and is a predicted model, not a curated record. Gene Ontology annotation, cellular component: plasma membrane. Gene Ontology annotation, molecular function: ATP-activated inward rectifier potassium channel activity. The coding region runs from base 198 to 1319 and encodes 373 amino acids. NCBI's taxonomy places the organism in Eukaryota, Metazoa, Chordata, Actinopteri, Clupeiformes, Clupeidae. The transcript has 2 exons.